UCCGGUAGGAGGCGCCAUUCUUGGUCCCGAACAGGAAGUCUGUCUGUUGUUGACUCAUAGACCGGAAGUCCACGUCAGUGCUGAGUCCCGGACUGAAGCAGAGCCGGACCCGGACCCUGCUGGACCCACCAUGGCGGAUGAGAGCGCGCGCCGUGCCGUGUCACAGAUCCCGCUGCUGAAGACGCACGCGGGUCCGCGGGACCGCGCCUUGUGGCCGCAGCGUCUGAAGGAAGAGUAUCAGAGUCUCAUCCGGUCCGUGGAGCAGAACAAGCACGAGGACAACGACUGGUUCCGGUUAGAGUCCAACCCGGACGGCACGCGCUGGACCGGCACGUGCUGGUUCAUCCACGAGCUGCUCAGGUACGAGUUCCGGUUGGAGUUCGACAUCCCGGUGACGUAUCCGGACACGGCACCGGAAGUAGCGGUCCCGGAGCUGGACGGGAAGACGGCUAAGAUGUACCGGGGGGGCCGGAUAUGCCUCACCGACCACUUCAAGCCUCUGUGGGCGCGCAACGCCCCGCGCUUCGGGCUCGCGCACCUCAUGGCACUCGGGCUCGCGCCUUGGCUCGCGGUGGAGAUCCCGGACCUGAUCAGCAAGGGUCUCGUGGUCCACCGGGAACGUCCGCGCGAGGAGGCCCAGUGACGUCACGGACAGAACUCAUGGAUGGAGGGGGGGUCGGGGGGGGGG
Molecule: messenger RNA, 688 nt
Organism: Scomber japonicus (chub mackerel)
Lineage: Eukaryota; Metazoa; Chordata; Actinopteri; Scombriformes; Scombridae
Gene: ufc1
Product: ubiquitin-fold modifier conjugating enzyme 1
Exons: 1
Coding region: 131-643 (170 amino acids)
Biological process (GO): protein K69-linked ufmylation
Cellular component (GO): cytoplasm
Molecular function (GO): UFM1 conjugating enzyme activity
Source: RefSeq, a predicted model, not a curated record